Fukomys damarensis (Damara mole-rat) is the source of this 1643-nucleotide messenger RNA. RefSeq names its product Yip1 interacting factor homolog B, membrane trafficking protein (gene Yif1b). Gene Ontology annotation, cellular component: COPII-coated ER to Golgi transport vesicle; endoplasmic reticulum-Golgi intermediate compartment; Golgi membrane. Lineage: Eukaryota; Metazoa; Chordata; Mammalia; Rodentia; Bathyergidae. The transcript has 8 exons. The coding region runs from base 408 to 1526 and encodes 372 amino acids. The record is from RefSeq and is a predicted model, not a curated record. Gene Ontology annotation, biological process: endoplasmic reticulum to Golgi vesicle-mediated transport.
ACAGGUCAGAGUUCACGAGAUCAAGGACUCGGAGUUUCGAGGUGUGCACAGCGUAGAGAUGCCAGGUCCAGUUCCUUAUCUCCAUACGUGCGCUGUGCUGCUUUUCAUUUAUCCAUUCAGCAUGUCUUCCCUCGCCUUCCCGUGCCAGGCCCUGUGUUGGAAUUUGAGUGCCCAGCACUAAGCAGCAUGGCUCAAUUCUCGCUCUCAGAGUUCAGUGGGAAGACAGACACUUGCAUAGGAAACGACCAAGUCAACAAGACAUUUGAGGGGUAGUAGGGAUGUGAAGACAAAAAUCUGGGACCUGACGAGGAGUUGAAGAGACCUCUCUUUUGAGGAGAAAGGGAUGAGCGGUUUCUCUUUUCAGUCAGUAAGCCUCGAAGCGGAGGAUCCCAGUGUCCCAGCCGGGCAUGACAGACCCACACCAGCUUUUCGAUGACACGAGCUCGGCACACAGCCGGGGCUACGGGGCCCAGCAGGCAGCCAGUGGCCUGGGCUACCCCGCCACCUCUACCUCACCCCAGGCAGCCUUCCUGGCAGAUCCCGUGUCCAACAUGGCCAUGGCCUAUGGGAGCAGCCUGGCUGCACAGGGCAAGGAGCUGGUGGACAAGAACAUCGACCGCUUCAUCCCUGUCUCCAAGCUCAAGUAUUAUUUUGCCGUGGACACCGUGUAUGUGGGCAAAAAGCUGGGCCUGCUCGUCUUCCCCUACCUGCACCAGGACUGGGAAGUGCAGUACCAGCAGGACACCCCGGUGGCCCCCCGCUUUGACGUCAAUGCUCCAGACCUCUACAUUCCAGCAAUGGCUUUCAUCACCUACAUCUUGGUGGCCGGCCUUGCACUGGGGACCCAGGACAGGUUCUCCCCAGACCUCCUGGGGCUGCAAGCAAGCUCGGCACUGGUCUGGCUGGCCCUGGAGGUGGUGGCCAUCCUGCUCAGCCUCUACCUGGUCACUGUCAACACCGACCUCACCACCAUCGACCUGGUGGCCUUUGUAGGCUAUAAAUAUGUCGGCAUGAUUGUUGGCGUACUCAUGGGCCUGCUCUUCGGGAAGACGGGCUACUACUUGGUGCUGGGCUGGUGCUGCGUCUCCAUCUUUGUGUUCAUGGUGAGCUGGGGCUCAGUGUGUGUGGGGCUGGGGUCCCUGGGGUCUCCAUGCAGAUGUCAGGGAAGGGAUUUAGAUCAGAGCCACACUGAACUGAGCAGGGCAGGAGGGCUUCCUGGAAGAGAGAGCAUCCAACCCAAGGCUGGAAGAAAAGCAGCACCCAACCGGCUGCAGGGGGUUGGGGUUGGGUUACCCAGGGAGCCGGCUCUUGGCUGGGCUCUUACCCUUGCUGCACUCCCCUUAUGUGGUAGCUUCUGGCCAGAAUGUCCCUGGAAGGAGAUUCUAGGAGCCCUUCCCGCUGGAGUUGGGGGCUAUUUAAGGGCAGUGGAGCCUAGUGGGCGUGGGUUGACCCCAGGCUUCACUGGAAUCGGGGCAGGUUACUUCCCCUGUCCAAACCUCAGUUUCCCCUUUUGUUUAAUGCGAUGACGAGUGCGCCUUGGUACUGGGAGGAUUCGUUUUGAGCAUGAGGAAAAACAGUGCAAAUGUGAUGGCCGGUGGCUAAAUCUGACCCAUGGGCAAACUUUGACUUGAGAGCAUUAUUUA